Gaeumannomyces tritici R3-111a-1 is the source of this 679-nucleotide messenger RNA. Its product is annotated as DNA-directed RNA polymerase N/8 kDa subunit. The transcript has 4 exons. Bases 189 to 422 code for a protein of 77 amino acids. Gene Ontology annotation, cellular component: RNA polymerase I complex; RNA polymerase III complex; RNA polymerase II, core complex. Gene Ontology annotation, molecular function: DNA-directed RNA polymerase activity; zinc ion binding; DNA binding. Gene Ontology annotation, biological process: transcription by RNA polymerase II; transcription by RNA polymerase I; tRNA transcription by RNA polymerase III. Lineage: Eukaryota; Fungi; Ascomycota; Sordariomycetes; Magnaporthales; Magnaporthaceae. The record is from RefSeq and is a predicted model, not a curated record.
CAGAAAAUAAUUCUUUCAACGGAAGGCGCGCCGGUCGCGUCAGAAUCGCAUUUAAUUCCGCCAAAUCCGGAUCCGGCGACAGCGAGACAGCGAAGGACACGCAGAACCGAAGAAGACGCAGGCUGCAGCCAACCAGGAAACACGCACACGACCUCAUUUCAUCGCGCUGCAGGCAGGUCAUAGCCAAAAUGAUCAUCCCGGUCCGCUGCUUCUCCUGCGGCAAGGUCACUGGCGAUCUGUGGGAGCGCUAUCUGAAGCUUCUCGACGAGGGCAUCGACGAUGGCCCGGCAAUGGACGCACUUGGUCUGCAGCGGUACUGCUGCCGCCGCAUGGUCAUGACGCACGUCGACCUCAUCGAGAAGCUGCUCAAGUACUCGACCGAGGGACGACAGGAGAAGAAGAUCAACCUUGCGCAUACUUAGUGAUGGACACACCACUCAUUCUCGGACGCACACAGCUUUACGACACCAGGGAAUCCGACUGAUUCCCGAAAGCCAGCACCGGUGUUGUUCGCCACCUCUUUCCUCUUUCUCUCUCUAUAUCCCUUGGCAACCAGCGAAGACAUCCGGCGCGGCGUUUUUAGGAGUGGGUAAUUGGUUACACAAAAUGACGAUAAACAUACAUGUGCACAUUCUCGCAGAAUCUGAAGAAUCAGUUUGCUCAAUAGAGUAUCAGCCAC